UGAAGCAGCUGUAUCAGAAGCUAAAAUAACUCAGAGGCAGAGACACUUAAGGAAUAAUGGAAAAACCAACGGAAAGAAAGAAGCAAUGACAAAAAAGGCAAAGUGAAGCAAAAAAUAAAUUCAGGAAGAGUGUGACCUGGACCAGGACUGACCCACCACAGGAUCAGCACAGAGAAAGACGGAACGACUAUGGACUAUGAACCAAAGAAAUCCAAGAAGGCUUUUGUCUCUCCCAUUAAGCGACUGGUCUGGUCCAAAUCUGGUCGUAGACAAGUUGAUCGAGGAAACAUUUAUCGCCGCCCGCUGCACACCGUCCCCCUCUACCCACCCGACUACCUCAUACACCCCGAGAGACUCAUCUUUGACUAUGUGGAGAAGGAGGUCAAGUUCCUUGGUCACCUGACAUGGGUCUCAGUUUCACUGAACCCCUCCAGUCGAGAUGAGCUGCUACAGCUACUGGACACAGCCAGGCAGCUGAAGGUUCUGCCGCUGAAGACCAGCGUGGACCAGGACUGUAUCCUGAGCCUGUCUGCUCGCUGUCUGCUGCUCACCUGGAGAGACAACGAGAAGCUGCUGAUGAGAAUCCCCACACAUGAGAUCGCUGCUGCCUCCUACCUGAGAGAUGAUGCACUGCACCUCCUGGUCCUCAAGACAGGUCUAAAUGUGGACACUGUGGUUGCUGGGGAUGACAGCCUGGACAGGAAAAAGCCAACUGGCAUCGACGGGCGACGUCAGACCAUGAGCUGCAAUGCUGACCCCCGACCUGCCGGGGGUACGAUGGAGAGGCGACACACCAUCUGUGGAGUUGACUGGAGGCCAUCACUGUCCAGGAGUAACCAUGAUAAAAAUCAGAAUGUGGAGCGAGGAGGGGGUGGUGGAGGAAGUGGGGAGAAGGGAGGUGGAGGGAGUUUAGAGAGGAAGAGAGUCGGAGGGAGCUGGGAGAGGAGGCAGCCAACAUGUAAAACAGGAGGGAGCUGGGAGAACCGCAGGGCAAGACCCAUGAGCGGGAACUGGGGCGUCGGAGUAGGUGGAGGUGGUGGUGGGAGCUGGGAGAGGAGGCACGGAGGAGGGGGUGGAGGUGGUGGUGGAGGAGGGAGCUGGGAGAGAAGGGGAGGGACUGGUGGAGGGAGCUGGGAACGGAGGCAAGCGUGCACGGGGAGCUGGGAAAGGGGGAAGAGCUACGGCAGCUGGGAGAGGAGAAACCACAACCCACUGGAGCCUACGCCCUGCCCCGACGCCUACUGCAACCUGGUCAUCCUGGCUGUGGAGAACAGGGAUGCUGCAGAGGAGUACUGUUCCCUCAUCUGUCAGAUGUUCCAGAUCAUUUACGGCCACCAGACCAUCGAAUGUGUUGACAGGGCGGGCUUUCACUACACCAUGCCGGACCGCUAUUGGCUGCAAGGGAGUGACAGCUGUCUGACGGACAUGUCUUACAGUUAUGAUCCAGAGUUUAGCUGCUGCAGCUCAUAUGAUGGUUCCCAAGAUGCCUUCGAUCUCUACUACAGCGAGACAUACAGCGAGAGUUCAUCCAUCUCUCUGCAGGACUCCCAUCGUAGUCUGGCAUCAGUCAGUGAUGCAGGAGACAGUAACCCUGGCCUGCUGCUCAUGCAGGAGUACAUGAUCACUCUGCGUAACAAGCUGGCUCCAGUGGAGCUGCAGAAGUUUGCGGUGUUGCUGAGAGAAUACAGACUGGGAUCAAACAUUGACUACUUCUGCUCUGAGUUGCUGCAACUGUAUGGAGACAACCGCAAGUUCCUGCUGCUGGGGAUGCGUCCAUUUAUCCCAGACAAGGAUGUCGGCGCAUUUGAGAGUUUCCUGGAAAGCAUUGGGAUUCGGGAGGGUGGGAUUUUAACCGAUAGCUUUGGACGUAUCAAACGCAGCAUGAGCAACAUGUCUGCCACCGCCGUGAGAGGCAGGUAUGAUAAUUGCUCUCUAGCCUCAGGAUCUCAGGAAUUCAACCGACGUAUCACUGACAUCACCCAUGACAUCGAAGCACUGGGUUUCCAGGACACGCACGAUGACAUUGAGGAGGAAGACUACUACCUCUGAUGGAGCGACAAACCGAAGGAAUUUAGACAGUCUUUCAACUGUGACUCCGCCCUACUGCCUCAUAGCAAGCUCGAAACAUCCACAGACUAUAAAUAUAAAUAGUCUGACAGUACCUGCCUUCUUUUAUUUUAUGUUUUCGAUUGAAAUUCAAGCUCUGAGGAAUGAAAAAAAGAGUAAACAACAUGAGAGAAAUGCACAGUUUGUUAACUGAAAUCCUUAAUUCAGAAUAAGAAACUCAACAAUUAAUUAUUUUAUUAUUAUUUUUCCUUUAAAUUAUGUUUGGCACUAAUGUGUUUUCAACCAAUGGAGUGUGCUUCCUUGCAAAACAAUGCACGUAGCCACUGUCUGAUUUUGAAAUUUUCAUUUGAAGCACAAGUGACACAUAUUUCAAUAAAAGAGUCAAGUACAAGUACAAGUACAUUAUAUUACGACAUAAUCACAGAGAUUAAAGGUGUGAGCAUA
This is a messenger RNA of Maylandia zebra (zebra mbuna), 2511 nucleotides long. It is a transcript of the gene ccm2l, whose product is annotated as CCM2 like scaffold protein. The record is from RefSeq and is a predicted model, not a curated record. Gene Ontology annotation, biological process: heart morphogenesis. NCBI's taxonomy places the organism in Eukaryota, Metazoa, Chordata, Actinopteri, Cichliformes, Cichlidae.